AUGGCGCGGUCCCUGGACGCCACCGAGGUGAACGAGGUCCGCGGCCGGAGCGGCGCCGACAUGCGGCGGAACCUCACGUGGUGGGACCUCAUCUGGUUCGGCAUCGGCGCCGUCAUCGGCGCCGGCAUCUUCGUGCUCACGGGACAGGAGGCCAAGGAGGCCGCCGGCCCCGCCGUCGUCGUCUCCUAUGCCAUCUCCGGCGUAUCCGCCAUGCUCGCCGUCUUCUGCUACACCGAGUUCGCCAUCGAGAUCCCCGUCGCAGGCGGGUCGUUCGCGUACCUCCGCGUGGAGCUGGGCGACUUCAUGGCGUUCAUCGCGGCGGGCAACAUCCUCCUCGAGUACUGCAUCGGCGGGGCGGCGGUGGCGCGGUCGUGGACGUCCUACUUCGCGACGCUGCUGAACCACCACCCGGACGACUUCCGCGUGCACGCCGCGGCGCUGGCGGAGGGCUACUCGGAGCUGGACCCGAUCGCGGUGGCGGUGACGGCGGCUAUCUGCGCGCUGGCCGUGCUCAGCACCAAGGGCUCGUCGCGCUUCAACUACGUGCUCUCCAUCCUGCACCUCGCCGUCAUCGCCUUCAUCGUCGUGGCGGGGCUGACCAAGGCGAACGCCGCCAACCUCAGCGCCGAGUUCGCGCCGUUCGGCGCGCGGGGCAUCUUCGCGGCCUCGGCCGUGCUCUUCUUCGCCUACAUCGGCUUCGACGCCGUGAGCACCAUGGCGGAGGAGACGAGGAACCCCGCCAGGGACAUCCCCGUGGGGCUCGUCGGCGCCAUGACGCUCACCACCGCCGUCUACUGCCUCCUGGCGCUGGUGCUCUGCCUCAUGCAGCCCUACACCGAGAUCGACGCCGACGCGCCCUUCAGCGUCGCCUUCACCGCCGUCGGCAUGGACUGGGCCAAGUACAUCGUGGCGUUCGGCGCGCUCAAGGGCAUGACCACCGUGCUCCUCGUCGGCGCCGUCGGGCAGGCCAGGUACCUGACCCACAUCGCGCGGACGCACAUGGCUCCGCCGUGCCUCGCGCAGGUGCACCCGAGGUUCGGCACCCCGGUCUACGCCACCGUCGUCAUGAUGGUCGCCACCGCCGUCAUCGCACUCUUCACCAACCUCGGCAUCCUCUCCAACCUGCUCUCCAUCUCCACGCUCUUCAUCUUCACGCUCGUCGCCAUGGCCCUGCUCGUCCGCCGCUACUACGUCGCCGGCGAGACCGCGGCUUCGGACCGGAACAGGCUCGUGGCCUGCCUCGCCGUCAUCGUCGCCUCGUCCACCGCCACCGCCGCGUACUGGGGGAUGACGAGCUCCGGCGGCGGCGGGUGGGUGGCGUACGUGGUCACGGUCGCCGCGUGGCUCGCCGCCACGGCGUACCUGCAGUGGGGCGUGCCCAAGGCGCGCGCGCCCAAGAUGUGGGGGGUGCCGCUCGUGCCGUGGCUGCCGUCCGCGUCCAUCUUCAUCAACAUCUUCCUGCUGGGAUCCAUCGACGGCGCGUCCUUCAUGCGGUUCUUGAUCUGGACGGCGGCGCUGCUCGCCUACUACUUCUUCGUCGGGCUGCACGCCUCCUACGACACGGCUAAGGCCAUCGCUGCCGAGGCAGAGGCUGCACGGGUGGAGGAAGGUGCGCACAAGGUUGCCGUCGGUGGCUGCCGCUUCGGCUAA
Miscanthus lutarioriparius is the source of this 1650-nucleotide messenger RNA. Lineage: Eukaryota; Viridiplantae; Streptophyta; Magnoliopsida; Poales; Poaceae. The record is from the annotation of a GenBank genome assembly.